UCCCCCAGACAUGUCUGCUUAGACCCGAGCAGCCCCAGCAGCCAGCCCCAGACAGCCGUCGGCUCCGAGCUAUGACAGGAGUAUUUGACAGAAGGGUCCCCAACAUCAGAUCCAGCGACUUCCAAACUCCUUUCCAGACGGCCGCAGCCAUGCACCACCCGUCCCAGGAAUCUCCCACUUUACCCGAGUCCUCGGCUACAGAUUCCGACUACUACAGCCCGGCGGGGGGAGCCCCGCACGGCUACUGCUCGCCUACCUCGGCUUCCUACGGCAAAGCGCUCAACCCUUAUCAGUAUCAGUACCACGGCAUGAAUGGAUCUGCUGGGAACUAUCCUGCCAAAGCCUAUGCAGACUACAGUUACGCCAGCCCCUACCACCAGUACAGCGGGGCUUACAACCGCGUACAGAGUUCCGCCAGCCAGCCAGAGAAGGAGGUGGCGGAGCCCGAGGUGAGGAUGGUGAACGGCAAACCAAAGAAAGUGCGCAAACCCCGGACUAUUUAUUCCAGCUUUCAGCUGGCGGCGUUGCAAAGGAGGUUUCAGAAGACCCAGUAUCUCGCACUGCCCGAGCGGGCAGAGCUGGCCGCCUCCUUGGGGCUCACGCAGACACAGGUGAAAAUUUGGUUUCAGAAUAAAAGAUCCAAGAUCAAGAAGAUCAUGAAGAACGGGGAGAUGCCUCCGGAGCACAGCCCCAGCUCCAGCGACCCCAUGGCCUGCAACUCUCCACAGUCGCCUGCGGUUUGGGAACCUCAAGGCUCAUCCCGCUCCCUCAGCCACCACGGCCACGCACACGCUCACCCUCCAAACUCCAACCCGUCCCCUGCAUCCAGCUACCUGGAGAGCUCUGGUUCCUGGUACCCAGCUGCCAACUCCAUCAACUCCCACCUCCAACCCCACGGCUCCCUACAGCACCCGUUAGCGCUGGCCUCUGGGACAAUUUAUUAGAGUCUGACUUUUUUUUUUUUUUUUUUUUUUUUUCGUUCCAUGGACUCCCAUGUUUUACUGUUAAGGAAUAAUAACGAAAGGAAUGCAUAUGGGGAAUUUUUUAAAGGGAAAAGAAACAAACACAAAAAUUAAAAUGUGUAAAGCUUAUGCAUGUAACUUAUUGCAUUUCAAAGGAAACCCUUUUUUAUACAAUACGGACAUUUUUUGGCUCAGCUGUGGACACUAUCAAUGGUGCCUUGAAAUCUAUGACCUCAACUUUUCCAGAGACUUUUUUUCAAUGUUAUUUUAACCCUGUAAAUAAUUGUAGAUAGAGGAAUUAAACUGUAUAUUCUGAAUAAAAUAAAAUUAUUUCGACCA
This is a messenger RNA of Calypte anna (Anna's hummingbird), 1301 nucleotides long. It is a transcript of the gene DLX5, whose product is annotated as distal-less homeobox 5. The record is from RefSeq and is a predicted model, not a curated record. The transcript is spliced from 3 exons. The coding region runs from base 72 to 944 and encodes 290 amino acids. Gene Ontology annotation, molecular function: RNA polymerase II cis-regulatory region sequence-specific DNA binding; DNA-binding transcription factor activity, RNA polymerase II-specific. Gene Ontology annotation, biological process: embryo development; cell differentiation; anatomical structure formation involved in morphogenesis. Lineage: Eukaryota; Metazoa; Chordata; Aves; Apodiformes; Trochilidae.